GAGGCCACGAGACUCCUCAUUCUUCCCUCUUUGAGAUAUCUAGACUUCUAAAGUGAAAUUGUCUAGGUUCGAACCACCCAUCUGCUCUUACCCCUCCUCGUUCAUUUCCUCAUCCUCAGGUCUAUCCUUCGCUUUUGCGGGUCUCACCAUGUCAAUUCUUGAAAGGCUCAAACAGCUCAAUGCCCAUCUUUAUGGCCUUAACCGGCCGCCACAUCCAUUCGACCCAUUGUCAAACACAGAGAUCGAAUAUGCCACUGCUAUUGUUCGCGAGAAGUACGGCCAGCUCAAAUACAAUGCCAUCACUUUGAAUGAGCCCCUAAAGAAAGAUAUGCUUGUGUGGCUAGCUGAUGAGCAGAACGCACUGAGGCCUCGGCGGAAGGCAGAGGUCGUGGCCAUCGACAGGUCAUUCGCACUUUACGACGGAAUCGUGGACUUGAUUGAUGGAAAGGUGGUCGCAUGGGAGAAGUUGGAGGGUGUCCAGCCAAUGGUAGGCUGCACCGGAAACCCUUUUCAGAAUGCGCCAGAGUAAAAACCAACUGAUGCAUCGCAAAUAGAUCACUAUGGAAGAUCUGCAGGCGACUGAAAUACUCGUGCGCAAGGACCCGAGGGUUAUCGAACAGUGCCUGAUCCUGGGAAUACCUGAAGAGGAUAUGCAUAAGGUUUACUGUGACCGUAUGUUUUCUUCCUCGGGAUCAUUGCGAUGAAUAAGGAAUUGACGAGAGACUUUAACGCAGCAUGGACAAUUGGGUACGACGAGCGGUUUGGGAGCGAUGUCCGUUUGCAGCAAGCGCUAAUGUACUACCGUCCUAAUAUCGACGACAUGCAGUAUGCAUACCCACUUGACUUCUGCCCGGUGGUCAACACGGAGACCGGCGAGAUCAUUCAGAUUGAUAUCCCUGGUGUUCGCCGGCCAGUCAACACCUUCGGCAGUAACUACAAUCCUGCAGAUAUUGAGAGAGAGGGCGGCUAUCGCACCGAUCUGAAGCCUCUGAAUAUCACCCAGCCGGAGGGUGUUUCCUUCGCCAUAGAUGGGAGGAAAAUCAGCUGGCAGAACUUCAACUUUCACAUCGGUUUCAAUGGCAGAGAGGGCAUUGUCCUGAACAACAUUACCUACAAUGAUAAGGGAAAUGUUAGGCCCUUGUUCUAUCGUAUAUCAUUGGCAGAGAUGGUAGUGCCAUAUGGCAAUCCGGAGCACCCACAUCAGAGGAAGCACGCCUUCGAUCUGGGUGAAUAUGGGGGUGGUUACAUGACGAAUUCGCUAUCGUAAGAUCCUUAAGCCUCUCCACAUCCCAAAUAUUGGCUAAUAACAGCCCCAACAGUCUUGGCUGCGAUUGCAAGGGCUCAAUCCACUAUCUAGACGCAAACUUCUCCAAUAACGCCGGAGCCGCUGUGACCAUCAAGAAUGCGGUCUGCAUUCACGAGGAAGAUGCGGGCAUUCUCUUCAAGCACACCGAUUACCGAGACAACUCCAUGAUAGUCACUCGUGGGCGCAAGCUUGUGGUUUCGCAAAUCUUUACCGCCGCCAAUUACGAGUAUUGUGUAUACUGGAUAUUUCACCAGGAUGCGACCAUCCAACUUGAGAUUAAACUGACGGGUAUUCUGAACACUUAUGCUAUGGGACCCGGCGAGGACACAAAGGGAUGGGGAACAGAAGUCCACCCGGGGGUUAAUGUCUGAACCCUAACCCUCCGUUUCUCUUGUCUCAAACUGACGUAUGUCUUAGGCGCACAACCACCAACACCUUUUCUGCCUUCGUCUCGACCCCCAGAUAGACGGUCAGAAGAAUACCGUAUUCCAAGUCGAUGCGACCCCCAGCGCCGCUCCGGUAGGAAGCGCCGAGAAUAAAUACGGGAAUGCUUUCUACGCCAAUAGGACAAAAUACACCAAGGUGGGGGAAUCCAUAUCGGAUUACGAGGGUUCGACAACUAGGACUUGGGAUAUUUGCAACACAGACAAGAUCCACCCAUACUCUGGGAAGUUCACCGGCUAUAAGCUCGUCUCCAGAGAGGCCCCAAAAUUGCUUCCCAAGGAAGGUAGUCUUGUCUGGAAACGCGCUGGAUUCGCGAGACAUGCAAUCCACGUCACUCCUUGUAAGCAUAUCCCAUAGCUGCCCAGCUCGCACCCUCUAACCCAUAACUUGUACAGACGCCGACGGCCAACUCAACCCCGCCGGUCGACAUGUCUGUCAAACCUCCGGCGAGCCGUCCCGCGGUCUGCCAGAGUGGAUAGCAGACGGCAGCGCAAAUAUUGAAAACGAGGACAUUGUCGUCUGGCACACCUUCGGCCUGACACACUUCCCCGCCCCGGAAGACUUUCCCGUCAUGCCGGCAGAACCACUGAGCCUGCUUCUCAGACCGAGAAACUUUUUUUUGAGAAAUCCAGCCCUGGACGUCCCACCCAGUUACUCUUCAACACCAAGCCAAGUUGCUUCGCAGUGGAAGGGCGUUAUGGAUAGGUCGGACAAAGCGAGUAAGCUGGCAUUUGAGCCUGCGGGGGGGUGUUGUUCGGGAGGAGGGCCGGGAGCGGCAAGACCAGUGAACAAUGUGGGGCCAUUUGUGUUUAAGAAUUUGGAGUAAGGUGCUGUGUUUGGAGAGGGAUGUUCCUUUCUUAUAUGUGGAUAUUAGGGUUAUUCUUUAUUCCCUUGAUUUUACUGCUAGUGGUUUCCUCGCAUCCAUCCGCGAAGAAGGCGAAUGCCAUAGCAGAUGUUGGAUAGUUAUCAUAUUUUUCCUUUCCUCUCCCU
Messenger RNA from Tuber aestivum (summer truffle), 2740 nucleotides. Lineage: Eukaryota; Fungi; Ascomycota; Pezizomycetes; Pezizales; Tuberaceae. The record is from the annotation of a GenBank genome assembly.